AAAUCGUACUUUUGAGAAUGGGUAAGAGAAAAGAGCGCCGGCAAGCCGCCAUGAACGCCGUCGGUCGCAGGGUAAAGCUCGAUCUCUUCGCGGAGCCCUCUGGAGAUUUGGUUGGCUCUUCUCAAGAUGGUGUCAGAGGGGAGAUAGAUUCCAAUAAUCAUGCCGAAUUACCCAAUUCACCAUCAUCUUCAGGUUGGUUUUGUCAGUUUUCUUCGAAAGGACAUCUUUGUAGAGAAGACAUGAUGUGACAGCCUUAUAUUGGGGGAAAUUAUGUCUUUUGUUUGUACACACAUGUUGGUUCUUGAAAAGGUUAUGUUUUCAGUCUAUAACCAGGCUGUGGUAUUGGGAACAUUCGGCCAUCAGUAUACGUCCAAGUGCCCUGCCACAGCGAAUAUUGAAUAACUUCUUACCUUUCAUGUCGUAUGGCGGCACCAAAUGCUUGUGGGAGAUUAAAUGAAGAGUAUUAUCUCCUCUCGGUCAUCAACUAGAGAACCCUCUUAUGUUGCUAGAGCAGUAUAGUGACGAUGAAUUGGUUGUCCAUGAUGAACAGGGAAAAGUAUCUUUUAGAGAAGAAAAGAAAGAUGGCAAGGGUUUUAUCAGUUCUGCACCUUUGAAGGAUAAAGAUGAAGAAAAAGACUCUGCUUCUGAGAUUAUUCUGCAGAUAGCAGAGAAGUGUGGACAUAAAGAAAGCGAUGUGGUUUACCCUUUCGAAAGUUUAAAAGAAAAUGAUGAAACGAGUGAAAGUACUACACUAGAUGGUGUGAUUUCAGGAUGGAAAGUUCUUUUGCAUGAAGAGAGCAAUCAAUACUAUUAUUGGAAUGUUUCAACAGGUGAAACAUCCUGGGAAGUGCCCAGUAUUUUGAUUCCAACGUUUGAUAUCGGGAAUGAUGAGAAAGCUACAUAUGCUAUUGAUGUGGAUAAUGCCAAUUUUAAAACAUCUGAAUAUCAUGCAAAUGGGAACAUACAACUGAAAGAUUAUAACCCUGGAGAGACAUGUGAUGGCUCUAAUGAUAUGCAUGAGUACAAAAUGGUUAACAAAGAAUACAAUUUUAAAGCUCUUCAUGGGAAAGGAGUUGAUGGUGAUGCUGACCUGAAGGACAUGAAAAAUAUGGCUGGACAACUUGAAUCUAAUAUAGGCAUUUCAUUUCUUGCCAGUGAUUCUAUCAAGCAUGCAGGGGAUUCUUUGUCAAAUCAUUUAAGUAAAUCAGGUGAAGAUGCUGAGAAGCUUGGAGAUGUGCCAAGUGCUGAAGAAAUUGAGGUUCAGGCAGACUUCUCCUCCAACCUUGUGGAGCAAUGUAAAUCUUUAUUGCAUAAAUUGAAGGCAAUGCAAUGGUCCCAAAAAUGUGUGCAAGGACACGAUCUAAUAUCAAAAUACAUGGUAGAAGUUGAAACCAGACUUGCUGAUAUUAUGUCUUUAGCAUGUAAUGGAUUUUCCUUGCUUCCCUUUUGGGUGCACUCAGAAAAACAGCUCAAACUGCUAGAAGCCGCCAUAGAUGAAAUUCCUCUGCUGUCUAAUUCCCUACAGAGCUGUGAUGCUGAUGAUUUACAUACUUCUCACCAUGAGACUACUGAUGAAGCCAAAGUGCAUGCAAAUGAGAACAUUGCCAUCCACCAUUCCUGUAGGGAAGUAUACGCUGCUGAUUAUGCUGGAAGUCUAGAGAGCAGAAAAAAUGCCUAUGCUGAAGCUUUGAAUGGUGUUGCCACUAACAAUUCUGGGAGAAAUGCCUUAGAAGAAGGUGAAGUUGUUGAACAUGCAGCACAUGAAGAAUUGUCUCCUGAAACAGUGCAUCUUGGGGAAGAAGACAUGGAAUUGGAUAUGGAAGUUGAAGAUGUUCCUCUUGAUUCAUCAAUUGUGGACGCAUCAUUUGGCCAUAAUCGUAUAGACCAUGGGAGAGAUAUGGUGCAAGCCUUGCCAUCAAAUGAAGGACCAUCUUUUCUGGAUCAUGCAUCUAGUGUUCCACCCCCUCCACCUGAUGAAGACUGGGUUCCCCCUCCUCCUCCCCCUGACGAUGAGCCAUUUCCUCCCCCACCACCUGAUGAGCCACCUGAAGCAGCAUAUUCUCAGUCUUCUGAUUUGCAGUCUGUGCAGCCUUUUCCUUGCACUGAAUCUUAUCCAGUUUCUGGCUAUGGAUUUUAUGGCCAAAUGGACAACAUACCUUCAACUAGUAACUUAUACUCGCAUGCUGAGGGUCAGGUAGCUGUUUCACAUCAGCAUCUGUAUUAUGAGGCGGUAUCAAAUGCAUACCGUUCUGAUCCAAUGGAAGCUAACACUGUUGAUCCUCAUGCAUAUUAUGGUUUUCAAGGGGGGUCAGAGCAGCACGUGGCUGUUGCUGUGACUGCAGAUUCAUCAGUGCAUCCCAGUGCAUCUAUUAAUGAAGCUCUUUCAGAUCCAACUGCAUCAUUUAGCACUAAUAUUCAAGUUAGCUCUGUUUUUUCUAUACAAAACAAGUGUGAUGGUGUUGUUGAUGUUACACCUCUUGGGAUAUCAUUAAAUUUCCCUGCGGCUCAGGCAACCUUUGAAAAGUCAAACACUGUCAUUGCAUCAGAAAAUCGAUUGGCCUCAUCAACUUGUUCUAUCACUGCACCUGCUACUUCUGUGGCUUCAGCUUCUAAUGUCCCACCUAAAGUUUCUCGCAACAAAAAGCGAACUGUUUCCAUAGGCUCAACUUUAAGGUUAAAUAAGAAAGUCUCUAAUUUGGUUGACAAGUGGAAGGCUGCCAAAGAGGAGCUGGAUGAAGUAGAAGAGGAACCUGCCAGUGCAUAUGAAAUAUUAGAAAAGAAAAGAAACCGGGAAAUAGAGGAAUGGCGUGCAAAGCUAAUUGCCAGUGGGGAAGCAAAGGAUAAUGCUAACUUUCAGCCACUGGGUGGUGAUUGGCGAGAGCGUGUAAAACAAAAAAGAGCUGAAAAGUUGAAAGAGGCUGAACCAAGGGAUACUGCUACUGAUGGUGCUGGAGAAAGUCAUCAGCUUGAUCUUAAUGCACUAUCAAUAGGUCUUCCAUCUGGAUGGCAGGUAAGUUUCUGCUUACUGGCUCUUAGGCAUCAUCUGAGUGGUUUUAUUAUUUAUUUUACUGUAUUAUUGCUUUGGAUAUCUAGGACCAGUGAAGUUAGGGUAGACUUUGGGGCUUUAGUGGUAGCUUUUUUGCUCGUGUGUGUGCUUUCUGUGCUUAAAGUCUAAUAGCUAGUGUCGGUUUGUGAGCGCUUUCAUGGCCUUCAGUUUUCUCUUUGCUACUAUGUUCGCGCUUUUGUGUCUACUUUGUUGGUUUACUUUGACCGUGUUUGAGUUGUGGGUCUCUUGGAAACAACCUCUCCACUUUCGAAUAGGGGUAAGGCUUGCCCUGCGUACACACACCCUUCCCACCCUUCCCAGAUCCUACUUUUUGUGGGAUAUUAUUGGGUUUGUGGUAUCAUUGCUCUUUUUCAUAUUUCAGGUUUACUUUGACGAGUCCUCAAAACAGGCGUAUUAUGGAAAUAUUACAACAUUGGAAACAACCUGGAGUAGACCAACAAACUGAGCGUCUCUAAUGCCAAUUUUGGUUUAGUUGAAUAAGUUUUAUGUCCUGUACAUAGCAGAUGAAGAAUGCAUAACCCCAAAGUUUGAUUAUAUCCUUGCACGCUCUUACAUUAUUGUCUUCCAAAUUCCAUUGUCUAAUAUGAAGUAACAAGUCAUAGUUUAGGUUUCUGUAAGCUUUUGUAUAGAAAAUUCUGCUCAUCCUCUUGGCCAU
Messenger RNA from Cuscuta campestris, 3722 nucleotides. NCBI's taxonomy places the organism in Eukaryota, Viridiplantae, Streptophyta, Magnoliopsida, Solanales, Convolvulaceae. The record is from the annotation of a GenBank genome assembly.